This is a messenger RNA of Symbiodinium natans, 1179 nucleotides long. NCBI's taxonomy places the organism in Eukaryota, Dinophyceae, Suessiales, Symbiodiniaceae. The record is from the annotation of a GenBank genome assembly.
AUGGCCGGUGCGGGAGCGGCGGCGCGGCUGCGCGGGGGCGGCGCCGAGGUGGAGGCGCCCAAGCCGCCGGAGGCGAAGAAGAAGAAGGAGCCCAAGGAGCCCAAGGAGUCCCGGAAGAAGCACCUCAAAGACUCGAAAGACCUGAAGGAGGUGAAAGACUCCUGGGGGAAAGUCGAUGAGCUCGAUGACCGCCAGAAGCACGACAUGGCGCUGUUGGGGAAGCAGACCGAUGUUCUCCGCAGCACCAGGGAGCCCAAGAAGAAACGCCGUUCCGAGAAGGCCCAGCUAGAUCCGUCCAUUCGUGAGAUUCUUGAGAAGUACGGAGAAGUUGGUGAGGGCUCUGAGAGCCCGUCCCUCCAGAUGCAGCAAGCACUCAAGGAGUUGGCAAGGCAGUUCGCCUUGAUGCAAGAGCGCGCCGAGGCUGCUGAGGAGGCCACGGCAUCCGUUCAGGCGCAGCUGGAGACCGAGUCCGCCUCCUGCCAGAAGCUCGACCAGGAGAGGCUCCUAGCCAUGCAGCGCGUCGAGGAGCUGGAGUUGCAAGCCCUGGACGCCCAGGCCAAGCAGGCCGCCCAGGCCGCCCAGGCCCAGGCUGCCCAGGCCAAGGCGUGCAAGGAGAAGGGGAGCUUCGAGGCAAAGGAGGGGCGGCACCGGGAGCUGGAGGCCUUGCUGAAGGAGGCGAUCCUGCGGGGUGCGAGGCUGAACCGGCUCCAGGCCGCCGCGGCGGCCGCCCAGGGCGAGGCGGAGCGGAGGGCGGAGCUCCUGCAGCGGCAGCUCGCGCGCCUGCAGCGCAGGGCGCAGCGCGACAAGGCGCAGCGGCUGCGGCUGGAGGCGGCGCUCCGGGGCGCCGAGCGCCGCGGCGACCGGGCGGAGGCGCGGCUCGGGGAAGCGCUGAGGGCCGCGGCCGAGGGCGGCGCUUCGAAAGUGCUCGAGGCCCAUGUGCAGCACCUGGCAGCUGCCGGCACUAGCCUGGCAGCCAAGGUGGAUGAACAGGCCGAGAUCAUCGACGUGCUCCGCAGCCUGCUGCAAGACCACAAGGACUUCAUUCGGCAGCAGCUGGGCACCGAACUCGCCCUGCCCGACCGCGAUGCCGAGGAGGUUGACGAGGCCGAUCAGGCCGAUCAGGCCGAGGAGGAGGAGUCGGCGAGUUCGGGCGAGUCUGAGUCGGUGCCGAAGGCAUAG